GUGUUUCAGUUUGGUAUAGAAAACUGGCGUGGGGGCAUUUAAGCCACAUUUCACACACUGAAGAACGAAAGUACUUUGAGGAGACAUCUAUCUUUCUUUUCAAAGGUACAAUGGUGAGAUCCUGUGGUCUGCUAACUGCCCAGAAGGAACCAGUUCCUCUGAAGAGCAUUGAGGUGGAGCUGGAGGUGAGGGACCAUGUGGCUACAGUGGUCUCCACUCUGAACUAUAAGAAUAAGGAGAACAAGCCAUUAGAGGCUGUUUUUGUCUUCCCUCUGCCUGGAGAUGCUGCUGUCUGUCAUUUCAGUGCUAAGAUCGGACAGACACAGAUUGUAGCUGAGGUGAAGGAGAAGCAGAAGGCUCGUGAGGAGUAUGAUGAUGCUCUGAGCUCCGGUCAGCAGGCCUUCCUAUUGGAGGAAAGUGAUCAGAGUCCAGAUAUAUUCUCUCUGAGUGUGGGCAGUCUGCCUCCAGGAGAGAGCGCCUCCAUCAGGUUGGAGUACGUGACUGAGCUGGCUGUGCAGGCUGAUGAUGGUCUGAGGUUCUGUCUGCCUGCUGUGCUCAACCCUCGAUACCAGCCUCGGGGGAGCUUUUCCCUCUCAUUGUUGCCAAGGCACUUGCUCAUAGGGGGUCUUUCGAGUGCGGGGUUAGUGCCCUACAGUCUGUCUUUUUCUGCCCGAGUGUCCUCUCCUCGUCCAAUCUCUAAGGUAGAGUCCAACUGUUCCCUGGACCCUCUCCAGUACCUCAACACUGAUCAAACCCAGGCCACGGUUAACUUGGCUGCAGGACACAAGUUUGACAGAGAUGUUGAACUGCUGAUGUAUUACAAAGAUGCCCACCAGCCCACUGCUGUGGUGGAGGCAGGACAGGCCUCUGCUGAGCCGGGCUCUCUGGUGGGUGAUCCGGUGGUGAUGGUGAGUCUGUACCCUGAGUUCCCCCAGUCUGUGAUGUCUUCAUGUGGAGAGUUUGUGUUCUUAAUGGAUCGAUCUGGAAGUAUGAGUAAUACUCGCAUUCGCAGUGCCAGGGAUACUCUGCUGCUCCUGUUGAAGAGCUUACCAAUGGGCUGCUAUUUCAACAUUUACAGUUUUGGGUCCAGAUAUGAACACAUCUUCCCUAAGAGUGUGGAGUACAGCCAGCAGACCAUGAAGGAGUCUCUGAAGAAAGUUGAGCAGAUGGAGGCUAAUCUUGGAGGAACUGAGAUCCUGGAGCCCCUCAAACAUAUUUACAGCCAGCCCUGCAUUCCCAAUCAGCCUCGACAGCUGUUUGUCUUUACUGAUGGAGAGGUGGGGAACACCAAAGAAGUGAUAGAUCUGGUGAAGAACAACUCAGAUUCUCACAGGUGUUUCUCUUUUGGGAUUGGGGAAGGGGCCAGCUCUGCUCUCAUCAAUGGGAUGGCCAAAGAAGGAGGAGGUCAUGCUCAGUUCAUCACAGGGACUGACAGGAUGCAACCAAAAGUGAUGCAGUCGCUGCGAUUUGCUCUGCAGCCGGCUGUGGUCGACAUCUCAGUCACAUGGGAUUUACCAAAGGAAGUGUCUGUCACUGUCCUCUCUCCACCAAUCAAGACACUUUUCCAGGGUCAGAGGUCACUGAUUUAUGCCCAGCUCACUGGACAGUGCUCAGAGGCAGCAGAGGGCUGUGUGACGGUGAAGUACAGCCUGGCAGGUCAUCCCUCUGAGAACCAGCUGCACUUCAGUCUCAGACCUGCAGAGGACACUGGAUUAACAGUCCACAGGUUGGGUGCUCGGACUCUGAUUCGCUCCCUGGAGAUGGAGCAGAGAGAGCACAGAGGACAGCAAGAUGGAGGUGUGAAGGAGAAGGUGGUGCAUCUCAGUGUCCAAUCAGGAGUUAGCAGUUCUUUCACUGCCUUCAUUGCUGUCAACAAAGACAACAGCGAAGUGAUUCAAGGACCUCUUGUGCGCAGAAAUAUUCCAACAGCCAUGAUCCAGAGUCGUCCUGUGGUGAAGAGUGCUCUACGUAAUGGCCGUGCACGCCCACCUGCAUUCGAGACAUAUCAGUGUCUUCUACCUAAAAGAGAAGAUGGCCGUGCUCGCCCACCUGCAUUCGAGACAUAUCAGCAUUAUCAACCUCUAAGAAGAGAUGGCUGUGCUCGCCCACCUGCAGUCGUGGAAUAUAAGUGUCUUCCAUCUGAAUGGACAGAAUGCUAUGCAAGCCUCUGUGCUCAAUCGCAGGUCAUGCGCUCUGCUGUAGAACCUGAUAGCUAUGAACCAACAAACAAGUCUGACAGCAAAAAAGGGCUAUUUACUCACAUGAAGAAGAAGAUACCUGUCUUUUGGAAAUCUCGUAAGACGUCUGCCAACUAUGAUGAUGCUCAUCCAAAAUUUGUGUCAGAAGCUGCUGUGCAAAUGCAGCCAACCAGAGAUCCUUUGCUACAGUUAGUCUCCCUCCAGGAGGCGUCUGGCUGCUGGCUGCUUGAUCCAGCUCUGGCUACUGCACUGGGAAAGACCAGCAAGGAGGUGGAAAAGUCAAAGCCUGAAAAGGGCAACAAUGAAGUGUGGGCCACCGUUCUGGCUCUGAUCUGGCUUCAUGCUUUCAAGAUGGAUGCAAAGGACGAGUGGGAGCUUCUGGCUAUGAAGGCUGCUUCAUGGCUCCGUGCUCAGAAUGCACCAUGUGUGUCAGAGUGUGUGGAAGCUGGAAAUGUCCUGUUGGGUUCCAGCGUGAAGAAAGAAGCUCUGGGACUCUGAGAGUUUUCUCAAAGAGCUAGUCAUGCCAAAUGCCUUUUGAUUCAGUGUUGUGUCUUCUUCAUUCACCUUUUUCACUGACUGUGUGUUUAUACAUCACUCUGCAUUUAAUCAUCAGUUAUCAUUAAUCUCUGGCUCUCUUCCAUAGCGUGUCUUUUGUCCUGCUCCCUCCCCUCAGAAAUAAGAGAGAAAGCACGCUCAUGUACACGCUUAAUGUGCCCUACACACUUGUGCCUUGGGAAACGUUUGUCUUUGUGAUUAAGAUGUGUAUAUUAGCAAGUAAUUUAUGUUUCAUUUUCUGUACAUUUCAGUUAGAAAAACGAGGAGAAGCCUUAAGAAAGGAAAAGGUUUAAAAAGGUCUUCAAAGUCAAGAAAAGCAAGCCUUGUAUCUCUUCUAUUUUGUUUGCUGGCUGUCUAGCUUCACAUUGUUACGCAGCACGAGGCAACUGUUGUUGUGAUUUGGAGUUAUAUAAACAAAACUGAAUUAAAUUGUACUGAAUGAUGUCUC
Oreochromis aureus is the source of this 3201-nucleotide messenger RNA. Its product is annotated as von Willebrand factor A domain-containing protein 5A-like. The transcript has 30 exons. NCBI's taxonomy places the organism in Eukaryota, Metazoa, Chordata, Actinopteri, Cichliformes, Cichlidae. The record is from RefSeq and is a predicted model, not a curated record. The coding region runs from base 111 to 2696 and encodes 861 amino acids.